UAUGUUGACGGCGCUGCGUGCAAGGUUCAAUGAAAUGUUUUCGGCCAGCAGGUAGCGGCCGACCAGUCUUCAUCGCAUGAAAGCGAGCGCUUUCAAAGACGUUUUGCCUUUUGGUAUCGCGUGGCGAUUCUUCCCUAGGACAGUUUGGAGACUUUCUGAUUUUGAAAUGCUGACACUGCAUCGAGGCACAGGCCAGGAGAGUGAGACUGUCCCAGGUACAUGUACCUUUCAUUGUCCGCUUGCCGUCGAAGCUUCCCCUCGAUUUUAGCCGGUUCCGCGUUGCGUGGUCCGUGAUUGAGCGCUUGUGCUGCUCACACUAACUAAGUUCGGAUUGUCGAUUGGGUUAUCCUCAUUGCCUAGUGGUGAUCGGACGCAGAGCCGCCUGUAGUCGUACGUGACGCGCACGCCUGCCUUGACUCCCACUGCAAAUACACGUAACAGUACACACAACAACUGGAGAUUCUCUCCGCAGCGACCGGCCGCUGGGGGUGUGUGCGCGUGUGCCUACUCAACCGGACUGAUUCCCAGCGCACUUCUUGGUGCGUAGACUCGCCGGCAGUAGCCUAGCCGACAGCAACACAGCAGUACAGUUGCCGCGGAGGCGGGCAGUGAGUGAGUGGGAAGCCACCCUAAAGUAACGACUAACGGUUACGUCAUUGCCUGCACAUCGCCGAGCCAAGCAGCCACGAAAAGUCCCAGUGACCGAGUAUCAGAGGAGAUGGGUCACACUCCUGUGGACAAUGCUAGCCGUUCUAAUGGAGAUCGUCAACACCACACGCACAACCCGCACCACCAGCGCAACGGGGCUGGGGGCAGUGGUGGUGGUGGUGGUGGCGGGGGAAAUCACCACGACAACGGGAUUGGGAUGGGUUUCCAUGGCACCGGCCCACCACCACCAGCAGCAGCAGCAGCGCAGUCGGGCGUGCAGGGAGCGUCGGGUCAGAGUAACGCCCACGCCAUGCUGACUAUCCUGCAGAACAUUGCCUCACACCAGCAGCAGCAAAGUGGAGGUGGUGAUGGUGGUGGUGUUGGCAAGGUGAUGGGACAGCCACGGAUGGGGCCAGCAGUGGCAGCCGGCAUGCAGUCUGGUAUGACACGCGGAGCACUACGACCACCACCACCCAUGCCACCAGCUCUACCGACAACAAUCAUGGCCGUGAAGCGACCAGCUAGCCAAUGUCAUACUC
Sycon ciliatum is the source of this 1187-nucleotide messenger RNA. RefSeq lists its product as uncharacterized. Gene Ontology annotation, molecular function: protein binding. The record is from RefSeq and is a predicted model, not a curated record. NCBI's taxonomy places the organism in Eukaryota, Metazoa, Porifera, Calcarea, Leucosolenida, Sycettidae. Gene Ontology annotation, biological process: protein homooligomerization.